UCGUGGCUGAGAACGCUCUGUGAGACCGGGCGCGCUGAGGACCUCGGCUGGUGCUGAGGGGGGCGCUGCGCCGUCGCGCCGCACUCGUGGAAGCCGGCCUUUGGGCCGCGGCGACCCGGCGGGGAGCUUUGCGGGCGGUGCGGAAGCGCCCGAAGUCUGACGGGCACAGAAAUGGAGCAGGAGCCGCGAAAUGGAGAGCCUGCCGAAAUUAAGAUCAUCAAGGAAGCCUACGAGAAGGCCUUUUUCUUUGUUAACAAAGGGCUGACUACGGACGAGUUAGGUCAGAAGGAAGAAGCCAAGAACCACUAUAAGCAAGGAAUAGGCCACCUGCUCAGAGGGAUCAGCGUGUCCCCCGCCGACCCUGAGCACGCGGGGCCCGGGUGGGAAUCCGCGCGGCAGAUGCAGCAGAAAAUGAAAGAAACGCUGCAGAACGUGCGCACCAGGCUGGAGAUUCUCGAGAAGGGCCUUGCCACGUCCCUGCGGAAUGACCUGCAGGAGGUGCCGAAGUUGUACCCGGAGUUCCCACCGAAAGACGCAUCGGCGGCCAAGUUUGGGGCGGGUGGCUCAGUCCCUGUGGACGCCCCUGCAGUGAAUGGAAGCACUUCCGUCGCCGGAGCCGGGGUGCUGCCCGCCCCCACUUCCCUGCGCGCAGCGGCCCAGAGCCAGCCCGCCGAGGCGCCGCCCGCCUACUCACCCCAGGCCGCGGAAGGCCACUACACCGUGUCGUAUGGCACCGAGUCGGGGGAGGUCUCCUCCGUCGGAGAGGACUUUUACAGGAAUCACUCUCAGCCGCCUCCUCUUGAGACCUUAGGGCUCGAUGCAGACGAGCUGAUUCUGAUACCAAACGGAGUACAGAUUUUUUUCGUGAACCCUGCGGGGGAGGUUAGUGCGCCCUCCUACCCUGGGUACCUCCGCAUCGUGAGGUUCUUGGAUAAUUCUCUCGACACAGUCCUGAACCGUCCUCCUGGGUUUCUUCAGGUCUGUGACUGGUUGUACCCUCUGGUUCCUGAUAGAUCCCCCGUCCUCAAGUGCACCGCCGGGGCCUACAUGUUUCCCGACACAAUGCUGCAAGCGGCCGGGUGCUUCGUGGGCGUCGUCUUGUCUUCGGAACUGCCCGAGGACGACAGAGAGCUCUUCGAGGAUCUGCUAAGACAGAUGUCCGACCUCCGGCUCCAGGCGAACUGGGACCGGGCGGAGGGAGAGGCCGAGUUCCAGAUUCCUGGCCGAGCCAGGGGCCCCGCUGACCCGCAGAAGGACGCCAGCGGCCCCGGUGGGAGACGCAGGGGCCCUUCGUCGGACGGAGGUGGCAAGGAGGUGCGGCCCACAGGGAAACAGGGUACAAAGGCCCCAGGUGCUGCAAGUGAGGAAGUCAGUCUGAGUCACCUGGUGCCCUGCGAGCCCGUCGGCGGGGAGAAGGCCAAGCAGCUGCCGGAGUGGAGCGAGAAGGUGGCGCAGAACAUCCUGACGGGUGCUUCCUGGGUGAGUUGGGGCCUUGUCAAAGGUGCCGAAUUUACGGGCAAAGCCAUCCAGAAAGGCGCCUCCAAACUGCGGGAGCAGAUUCAACCGGAAGAAAAGCCCGUGGAAGUGAGCCCCGCCGUGAGCCGGGGACUCCACAUAGCCAAGCAGGCCACGGGCGGAGCGGCCAAAGUCAGCCAGUUCCUGGUUGACGGAGUUUGCACCGUAGCCUCCUGCGUGGGGAAGGAGCUGGCCCCGCACGUGAAGAAGCACGGGAGCAAGCUGGUUCCGGAGGCGCUCCGAAAGGACCGGGACGGGAAGUCCCCGCUGGAUGGGGCCAUGGUCGUGGCGGCCAGCAGUGUCCAAGGGUUCUCGACGGUCUGGCAGGGGCUGGAGUGCGCCGCCAAGUGCAUCGUCAAGAACGUGUCCGCGGAGACGGUGCAGACUGUCAGGCACAAAUACGGACACACCGCGGGAGAAGCCACGCAUGACGCAGUGAAUUCCGCCAUCAACGUGGGCGUGACCGCCUACAACCUGGACAACAUCGGCAUCAAAGCGAUGGUGAAGAAGACCGCCAAGGAGACCGGGCAGACCAUCCUGGACGACUACAGAGUGGUCGACCCCUCCGAGGGGGGCGGCCCUGGAGGGGGAGCGCAGGCUAACAGGAAAGGGGGGAAGGACACGCCCAGAGAGGAAGGAGAGGGGAGCCAGGCGGGGAAGAAGGGCCCGUGAAGCGGCCGUGGGAGGAGGCGGCGAGUGCGGGCGCCCUGGGUGCGCCGGGCCCUCCGGUGCCUUUGUUCCCGAGCGGCGCUUUCCUGAGCUUCCAGUCCUGCCGGGCCCACGGGGAGAAGAGUCGGAAUCUUUCAUGUGGCCUUUAGAAAUACGCACUUGUAUUCUCAUGAGUUUAUUUUUUCCUGAACGUGGCUAACGUUUUGCAGUUAAAACGAUGCUAAUAAUAACAUGUGCCCUCAUUAAACCUAAAAUUAAACUAUUUUUGUAUUUGCUCUCUUUCAGAAAGCAAAGUAGGAAAUUAUAUAUUUACAUAAAAUUUAGCAUUUAGUAACUUUAGUUUUACUCAUACUGGGAAGGAAUGACUUAAAAUAGUUUCCUUUUUUUGCACUAAUCGUGGAGUUUUUGGGGUGCUUGUCAGGGUUUCCAGUGUGUCACCUAAAUAAGAACUAUAUUCCUAAACUGAAAGAAUUCUCAAAUAACAUUUAAAAGAUGUUUUUAAGGCAGGGAACAGACUAAUCAUGAAAAAUAAAACAAAGCUGUAUAGAAUUAUUUAGUAGCUUACCUCUUCAUUGGAAAUGAGGUAUGUGGUCAGUCCUUCUGAUUUAAAAUGAAUAGACAGAUGUUUGCGUCUUCUGGGUUUAGAAUGGUACUGGUGUAGGAGCAGCCUGGGAAGUUUGGGGGUGUGAUUGGUAUUAAAAGUUAAAGUGGUUAUUAAUUAGCUUACUUGGACAAAAAGUGCCGUAAAAAGUCAUUUACUGUAUCUACUUCUGUAAAGUUUUCCAAAAGGCUAAAAUUUUGUGAAAAACAAAUAUAAACAGUAUUAAGUUUA
This is a messenger RNA of Artibeus jamaicensis (Jamaican fruit-eating bat), 3016 nucleotides long. RefSeq names its product spartin (gene SPART). Bases 172 to 2187 code for a protein of 671 amino acids. The record is from RefSeq and is a predicted model, not a curated record. NCBI's taxonomy places the organism in Eukaryota, Metazoa, Chordata, Mammalia, Chiroptera, Phyllostomidae. Gene Ontology annotation, biological process: negative regulation of BMP signaling pathway; cell division. Gene Ontology annotation, cellular component: plasma membrane. The transcript has 9 exons.